AUGGCCGCCGUUCAGCUUUUGCUUGCUCUUCUCAAGGCCGGUAUUGAAAUUGCCGGCGCAACUGUCAACGACGACAACCAGAUUGACCUCUAUAGCAAAGUCAAGGAGGGCGCUGUUCCUGGAUUAUGUAUCCUUCAAUUUACCGGCGAGACCAAGUUAGAAGAGCCGCACGACCUUGUCGGAGGCGUGGGCAUCUCCUGUUUCUCAGGCAAUACGAUUGAUUAUUACAUGAUCUAUCAAUUUGAAAAUAUGGGUACAGAUGGCGAGAACAAGAUCAGUGAUCCCCAUAUUGGCGACUUUACAAUCUCCUUUAGCGGAAGUGGUCCCCAGGUUCAGGUGCCCUUGGAAGGAAAUGCGGUCCUUGACAGUUCCUGGUAUGCCACUGUAUCAGGAACCGAUACUUUCAGCACUGUCGGUCUGCAGGACUUGGCAUUGAACCCCAUUCUUAUGGACAAUUGUGCCGGGGAUUCGGUCGAUGUUAUUAUUGGUGAUUAUGAGUUUUCAUCCGAUUCUAAUGUUGCGGAUCAGCAAAUCAUCUAUAGCAUCGUUGUACCAGCAAAAGACGCGACCGGUCAGUGCCCGAGUUAA
This is a messenger RNA of Pestalotiopsis fici W106-1, 588 nucleotides long. RefSeq lists its product as uncharacterized. Lineage: Eukaryota; Fungi; Ascomycota; Sordariomycetes; Amphisphaeriales; Sporocadaceae. The transcript is spliced from 4 exons. The coding region runs from base 1 to 588 and encodes 195 amino acids. The record is from RefSeq and is a predicted model, not a curated record.